This is a messenger RNA of Oxyura jamaicensis (ruddy duck), 2678 nucleotides long. RefSeq names its product CUGBP Elav-like family member 4. Gene Ontology annotation, cellular component: cytoplasm; nucleus; ribonucleoprotein complex. The record is from RefSeq and is a predicted model, not a curated record. Gene Ontology annotation, molecular function: mRNA binding. NCBI's taxonomy places the organism in Eukaryota, Metazoa, Chordata, Aves, Anseriformes, Anatidae. Gene Ontology annotation, biological process: mRNA splice site recognition; regulation of alternative mRNA splicing, via spliceosome. Bases 292 to 1713 code for a protein of 473 amino acids. The transcript has 13 exons.
CCAUGCCCCCAGCCUCCCUUCCCCGCACACACACACAUCCGCACACUAACACCCCACCCCCUAGUCUGGCUGGGAAUUUGAACCGAUCCAGCCUGUUUAAACGGAAAGGACACAGAUCUUCAAUGUAAAAAAAAAAAUCAGAUCAGACCCAGAGAGAGAGAGAGAGAGAGAGGGAGAGGGAGAGGGAGGAGUGUGUGUAUGUGAGUGUGUGUGUGUGUGUGAAAGAGGGAGAGGGAGAGGGAGGGAGAGAGAAAAGAAGAGGGGGGGAAAAAAGGAAAUAAGAUUUUCUCUAUGUAUAUAAAGAUGGCCACGUUAGCAAAUGGACAGCCAGACAAUACCAGCCUGAGUAGCAAUCACAGCAACCCCAGCACCAAUGGGCAUAUGAACGGAUUAAACCAUAGUCCCGGAAACCCAUCCACCAUCCCAAUGAAGGACCACGAUGCCAUUAAGCUCUUUAUUGGGCAGAUCCCCCGUAACCUGGACGAGAAAGACCUCAAACCGCUCUUCGAGGAAUUUGGGAAGAUCUAUGAACUGACGGUGCUGAAGGACAGGUUCACUGGCAUGCACAAAGGCUGUGCCUUCCUAACAUACUGUGAAAGGGAGUCUGCUCUAAAGGCCCAGAAUGCACUGCAUGAACAGAAGACACUGCCAGGGAUGAACAGACCAAUCCAGGUGAAACCAGCGGACAGCGAAAGCCGAGGAGAAGACAGAAAACUCUUUGUGGGCAUGAUCAAUAAGCAGCAGUCAGAAGAUGACGUGCGCAGGCUAUUCGAGGCAUUUGGCAACAUUGAGGAGUGCACAAUCCUUCGGGGACCCGAUGGCAACAGCAAAGGGUGUGCAUUUGUGAAAUACUCUUCACAUGCAGAGGCCCAAGCAGCUAUCAAUGCUUUGCAUGGCAGCCAGACAAUGCCGGGAGCCUCUUCAAGCCUGGUGGUGAAGUUUGCAGAUACAGACAAGGAGCGUACAAUGAGACGCAUGCAGCAAAUGGCAGGACAAAUGGGCAUGUUCAACCCCAUGGCCAUCCAGUUUGGAGCCUAUGGCGCCUAUGCACAGGCACUGAUGCAGCAGCAGGCCGCAAUCAUGGCAUCGGUGGCACAAGGCAGCUACCUGAACCCCAUGGCAGCCUUUGCCGCAGCCCAGAUGCAGCAGAUGGCGGCUCUGAACAUGAAUGGCCUGGCGGCUGCCCCCAUGACACCAACCUCAGGUGGAAGCACGCCUCCUGGUAUAACUGCACCAGCUGUGCCUAGCAUCCCAUCUCCAAUUGGGGUGAAUGGUUUCACUGGCCUCCCACCGCAGGCUAAUGGGCAGCCCACUGCAGAAGCCGUGUUUGCUAAUGGCAUCCACCCUUACCCAGCACAGAGCCCCACUGCAGCAGACCCCUUGCAGCAAGCCUACGCUGGAGUGCAGCAGUACACAGGUCCUGCUUAUCCUGCUGCUUAUGGCCAGAUUAGCCACGCAUUCCCACAGCCGCCUCCCAUGAUCCCACAGCAACAGAGAGAAGGACCAGAGGGCUGUAACCUGUUUAUCUACCAUCUGCCCCAGGAGUUUGGGGAUGCUGAGCUGAUGCAGAUGUUCCUGCCUUUCGGUUUUGUGAGUUUUGACAAUCCUGCCAGUGCCCAAGCUGCCAUCCAGGCUAUGAACGGCUUCCAGAUUGGCAUGAAGAGGCUGAAGGUGCAGCUGAAGAGGCCAAAGGAUGCUAAUCGUCCCUACUGAAGGGUUGUGGGAACCACUGGAUACAAAGCACUAGCACAGGGCAGCAGCUGAAUGGGCCACAUUUAGGGAAAAAAAAAAAAAAAAAGUAUAUAUAUAUUUAAAAAAAUAAACAGGAACUGUUGGAUUACACCUUUGACAUAUCAGCAAAUAUCAAUCAAACUGAAGACUUCAGACUUACUCUCUCUUUGAUUGUUUAGACUGUAACAUUUCUUCAAGAAAAGUAUCACUUCUGCUGACUUCGAAGGACAUGCACUUGAAAACAAACAAACACAUAAGUAAAAUCAGAACAGGAACAAGAUCAACCAGGAUUUUGAAGAGACACUGAUAUCACCACAGGGGCUUUUCUUCAAACUGGAGAUGCAAACCUGGAUACUGACAAAGGAGUGCCUGUUUGCCACCAAGGAUGCAGUUACCAUGUGUGACCCAUGGUAACAGUCACUGAGCAUCUUUAUCUGUCAUUCCUUAGCUAUAUAGGGACCAAAGGACAAAACUUUUUACCGCAGACUUGUAGCUGUAUGUAAAAUAUGGAAGUUCUUUCAUUUUCUCUGAGCAGUUCCUAAAACAGUUUUUGAGAGCGAUUAUAUGAAAUAUGUAAAAAAAAAAAAAAAUGCUUAAAUGCUUUUAAAAUGGCAAGAUAAUAGUUCUUUGAUACUUUUGGAGGUUCUUUGGUUAUAUAUUAAUUAGAGUCUAUGAAGUUUUCAUAUGGUUUUCUGUAUAAUACGUAAGGAUCGUGUUUUUAAAGGCAGGUAAGAUGGAUACCUAUAAAAAGCAAAAAAAGUAAAUAAAUAAAUACAUAAAAAGGCAUAGAGAGGAGAAAGGAGAGAUGGUUGAUAUUAAAAUGGAAAACAAAACAGAUUUGUAAAUGCUUCUAACUCUCCCCAUUUAAAAUCCUAACAGUUGUACAGAAUUUAAAAAAAGAAAGUUAAAAACACCUAUAUAAUAGAAAAAAUUAGACAACGUAAAAA